Mytilus trossulus (common blue mussel) is the source of this 1757-nucleotide messenger RNA. RefSeq lists its product as uncharacterized. NCBI's taxonomy places the organism in Eukaryota, Metazoa, Mollusca, Bivalvia, Mytilida, Mytilidae. Bases 271 to 1410 code for a protein of 379 amino acids. The record is from RefSeq and is a predicted model, not a curated record. The transcript is spliced from 2 exons.
AUCCACGUUUACUGUUUUGCGAAGUUCUUCAAAAAUCUGAUAAACGUAGACGACUAUUUAAACGAUCAUAUACUAUCUUUUCAAAUCACAUGAUAAAAAAUAAGUUCGUCAGUAGAAACGUAUUAUUAUAGUAUUUGUACUAAAUCAUAUAUAUAUAUAUAUAUAUUAGGCCAGCGAGAAAAUUACAGGUAAUUCCUUCCACGUCAUUUUGGCUAUAAAUAGAUACAAGGUAUUUCUGUGGGUAUAUAUGUAUAUAUAUAUAAAUGUCAUAUGCCAUUACUGGAUACUGUCUGUGCUUUGGCCAUUGUGAAUACUCAUAAAGGAAGAAAGAUGUAUGUAACAGAAAAACACAGACAAGAAUUGCAGAACCAAGGUUUCACUGUAAUAGAAAAUGUCGUCACUGAAAAACAAUGUGACAAAUGGAUAGAUGAAUAUAAAGUUUGGUUAUCUCAAUUUAAAGAGGAAGAAUGGCCAUUCACCGCUCAUUCACUGCUUCAAAGAUACAAUACUGGCAACUUUGAAACCACGUGGAAAGCUCGAUUGGCAACAAAGAAAGUAUUCAGCGAAUUAUGGCACACAGAAAAACUUCUGUCAAGUGUUGACGCCAUUGCUAUUGGACGACCACCUGAAACAAGCGACGAAGACUUUGCACGCCCGGGCCAACACUGGCUGCAUUGUGACCAGGAUGCACAGAGAAAAGGUCUUCAUGCUUACCAAGGCGGCCUGUACUUGGAGGCUGCCGCUGAAGAUGAUUGGACUUUCCAUGUGUUAAAAGGUUCACAUAAAUUUAUCGGGGAGUUUUAUAACGAAAAUAAAAAGGCGGCUUUCAGAAGUAGUUUGAACAAAUAUUAUCACAUGAAAGAUGAAAAUAUUGAGUGGUUUGAAUCAAAAGGUUGCAAACAGGCGAGAGUAGCAGCUCCUAAAGGGGGAAUGGUAUUAUGGGACUCAAGAUUAAUUCAUGCGAAUGUUAGGCCUGUUGAAGGCCGUAAUAAUCCUGAGCGAUGGCGUUUUGUUGUACUGUCUUGCAUGGGUCCUGCAAUUUGGGCGUCGAAAAAAGACAUUGAAUCGAAAAAAGACGCUUACAAUUCGGUCGCUAUGACAACACAUUGGCCCUGCCAAGGAGUCAAUAUGAUGAAGUCACAAAUCCCAUCGUUUUGUCGGAGUGAUGUUACUAUGCCAACAGAACAGUGUGAAACUGCAAAAUCAAAAACAGUAAAGGAACUAUGUGGUGUCAUUUCAUAUAAUUUUAAGGACGAAAAAAGUAACGGACCUAACUGGACACCGGAAUGGGGAGAAGAAUUAAAUGUUCCGAAUGACAAAAUGGUUAAUUCUAAAUUCCAAUUGAACAGGACGUACGUGGCUGUAUUGGUUUUAUCAUUGGUUGUAGUAUUUAUUGCUUAUCAGUUUUAAUUCAAACUUAUUACUAGUAAGUGCGGAAUUCAUUUGACAAAAGAUAAAAUAAAAACAUUCGCAUUAUUAACCACAUGAAAGCAGAUGAAAAUUAAACAAAUGAUUUAUGUCAAUAAUAGCGCUGCAUAUAUUCGAAAUAUUAUUAUACUAAAUGAAAAACUCACACGUUACAAUAACACGAAUUUGAUUAAAUUUGGUAAAGUAUCUUUGUUAUGCAUUAAUUAUUAUAUAAUUUAUUUAUUAAUAUGUAAUUCGUUUGAUCUUGACAGUUUUUUAUUUCUUAAUUUAUUUGUUAUCAAUGUUAUAUUAUAAUGAUUUAACCAGGUGUUUCGAUGUUUACAUACUAU